Molecule: messenger RNA, 1626 nt
Organism: Fulvia fulva
Lineage: Eukaryota; Fungi; Ascomycota; Dothideomycetes; Mycosphaerellales; Mycosphaerellaceae
Exons: 2
Coding region: 1-1626 (541 amino acids)
Source: RefSeq, a predicted model, not a curated record
AUGGACUGGCUCCAUGCUCGCCUUCCGACUUGGCUGCAGUGGCGGGACCAUCAAGCCGAUGCUGGGAAUGCCACAAGACAUCCAUUGGACGAUCUCGCGCAGGAGUCAUCCCUUCUUCUCGAUGCGGUUGCGCAGAGAGAAACUGGUCAGAGCACGCGCCUGGCGACGAGACGACUUGGCGGUAAGGCCGCUUUCAGUCCUCCAGGCAUCAAAACUGCGGAGACAUUUGUCGACGUCUUGUCUCAGAUCUGUAUGUACGAAGUCAAGCGUAAGGACCUGGACGAAGAGCUCGUGAACCUGGAGCAGCAGGCCCGCAUUCGGCGCCGCAUCGCAGACAUUCGGACAGAAGAAAUCGCUAUCCUCUCGGCACGAGACAUUCCUGAGCUGCAACAGUACCUCGAAGAUAUACAAACGGAUUGUGCAUCACAUCAUGAGGCUUUAAGUUCUCUAACGGAGCAACUUGAUGCUCGGAAAGUAGACCUCACUGGUUGUGCCAGAGCCCAAAAACAUCUUCUUGGGCGUCUCUACAAUAAUGCACAGCCUUUCCUCGAUGCCAGCCAACAGUCUGGAACACUAGGACACUUUCGUCCUAGCCAGUCCUUUGAGAUGAGAUUGAGACAUCUGGUGAUCCUCCACGAAGUAAUCUUGAAAAGUCAGGCGACAACGAAGAUCCUUCAGCAGGACUUUCUUGACGCGAGUAGCACAUUCCGGAACCGGGACUGCGACAUGUCUGGGGAUGAGUACGAAGCGCUCUCUGCAUCUCUACGGCUAGCGAAAGACAGUUCUCUCGAGGCACAACGUCACCUGAACCUUCGGAAAGCAGAACAGAGAUCCCAGGAGACCAAUUUCUUGCUUGAGGUUGUACUGCCAAUGCUGGUAGAACAAGAUCUUCUACAGUCUCCUCACUCUCCUGCCGCAUCCUCGAACUACGACGAUCUGAUAAUCUUCAAGGACGAAGAGAGAGAACGACGACCAUGCGACACCAUCAAGCUAAGCGCAGGAGAGGGACGUGACAUCGCUUCAAGCAAUGAUCUAUUGAAGAAGGUUGUGAAGAAAAGACGGAUCAUCUUCAAACGUCAGCGUAAAGUGGACUCCAGAAAGAAGGACCGCCAGAACAAAAUGGCUCGUUUCCUUGUGCUGUACCCAACCUGCUCAUUGGAGGCUUACAACGAAGCCUUCUCUGUUGAGAGUGCUUCUUAUGAGGAGAAGCGUUUGUCAAAUGAGCGGUGGCUGGACGUCCUCCGAAAAGAGUAUACCGAUCUGAAGGAGAAGGCCAUCAAGGAAAACGUGGAUCAUUUACCACUAUCACCAAUGUCAUUUGCCGAAAAGUCCGAGGAUGAUGAUAACGAUUCGAUACGAGACGCGAACACCAAGAGUCGUACACGUGGUGGGCCCAGGAUAGAAAAGAGAGUCCGUCGGUGGCAACGCAGAGUCGCCCGUCAGCCAUCUGAAGAGCCACGAGAAGUGGAAGUGGCAUCACUGAGAAGCAUCACAGACUGGUCAGAUGAGUAUGAGACCACCGUCAUGCAGUCGAAUAAGAGGUGGGUGCAGCGGGAAGAGAUGUACAAGGAAGCAAUCAGAGACGCUUUGAAAAGAAGCGAGCCACAGACACCAUUAGAUACAUAG